Molecule: messenger RNA, 483 nt
Organism: Entamoeba invadens IP1
Lineage: Eukaryota; Evosea; Mastigamoebida; Endamoebidae
Exons: 1
Coding region: 1-483 (160 amino acids)
Molecular function (GO): calcium ion binding
Source: RefSeq, a predicted model, not a curated record
AUGUCUGCAAGUGCUAUUUACGAGAAACUGAAGAACGCCGAUGGAUCGGUCCCCGUCUCACAAUUAAUCGACGGAUUCAGCUCUGCUUUUGUGAAUAAAGUAACAAGCAAAGUGAACCACAAAGACGUAGUAAACAAUUUUAAAAUCCUUUCAUUGUACAUUACCUCUGACCCUAACAAGAAGAUCUUUUCUAAAGAAGAGGCUGAAACGUUUGUGAGUAUCUGCAACGAUUAUGCUCAAGAAGAUAGUCAAGAAAAAGACUACUUCACACGCUUUAUGUUCAAAUGCACCGACAAAGACCACAACGGCUAUAUCGACAGAGAAGAAUUUAAAAAAUUUUUUAAAGUGUUACAAUCAAAAAUUUUCGACCACGCAGGUGAUCUUAAAAAUAUUGUGCCCGAUGAAUUCUUUGAUGAGGUUGACGAGAACAAAGACGGGAAAAUCUCUUAUGAGGAAUUUAAUAAGGUGUUUGGAGAGGAUUAA